Molecule: messenger RNA, 1403 nt
Organism: Corylus avellana
Lineage: Eukaryota; Viridiplantae; Streptophyta; Magnoliopsida; Fagales; Betulaceae
Gene: ARGAH1
Product: arginase
Molecular function (GO): metal ion binding; agmatinase activity
Source: RefSeq, a predicted model, not a curated record
GCUGCUACUUCUUUAAAUCAACCUCCAAUACCCAAAUGCUCCUCAACACUUUCCCAACUCAUCUUCGUUUCGUCUAAGCCACUGACUCGCUCUCGCUCUACCUCCCAAGCUCCCAAGACAUGUCAACCUUAGGGCGGAGAGGAAUUCAUUACAUGCAGAAACUAAGUGCUGCUUCGCUAGAGAAAGGCCAAAAUCGUGUUAUUGAUGCUUCUCUUACACUUAUUCGUGAGAGGGCAAAGCUUAAGGGAGAGCUUGUUCGUGCUUUAGGAGGUUCGGUUGCAUCAGCAUCUCUUCUCGGAGUACCUCUAGGACAUAACUCAUCAUUUCUUCAAGGGCCUGCAUUUGCUCCUCCUCGCAUAAGAGAGGCCAUCUGGUGUGUUAGCACAAACUCAACAACUGAAGAAGGGAAAGACUUGAAUGACCCACGUGUGCUAACUGAUGUUGGUGAUGUCCCUGUUCAAGAAAUUCGAGAUUGUGGAGUGGAUGAUGACAGAUUGAUGAAUGUCGUAAGUGAGUCUGUCAAGCUAGUUAUGGAAGAGGAUCCACUACGGCCAUUAGUUUUAGGUGGUGAUCACUCAAUAUCUUUUCCUGUUAUCAGAGCUGUCUGUGAGAAGCUCGGGGGUCCUGUAGAUAUUCUUCAUCUCGAUGCCCAUCCAGAUAUCUAUGAUGCCUUUGAAGGAAACAAGUAUUCACAUGCUUCUUCUUUUGCCCGAAUUAUGGAGGGUGGUUAUGCUAGGCGGCUUUUGCAGGUCGGCAUUAGAUCGAUAAAUGCUGAAGGGCGUGAGCAAGGCAAAAGAUUUGGAGUGGAACAAUUUGAAAUGCGAACCUUUUCAAGAGAUCGACAGUUUCUGGAAAACCUGAAACUAGGAGAUGGUGUCAAGGGUGUAUACAUCUCUAUAGAUUUGGAUAGUCUUGAUCCUGCAUUUGCUCCUGGAGUGUCUCACAUUGAGCCAGGGGGUCUCUCUUUCCGUGAUGCUCUCAACAUCAUCCACAAUCUGCAAGGUAAUGUUGUUGCUGGGGAUGUGGUUGAAUUCAACCCACAGCGUGACACUGUUGAUGGUAUGACUGCAAUGGUAGCUGCCAAGUUGGUGAGAGAACUGUCUGCUAAGAUAUCAAAAUGAUAAUUCCUGUGACUUCCGAUCAAGAAUUUCAAAUAUUAUCAUUCCUUGAUGCACCUGCAAUUUCAGCGCCACCAGCACUCUGCAGAUUAGAUCAUCCUUCGAUUUCAAAAGAAGGAUUUGAAGGGACUUAAAAACAUUACUACUGUAGUUUAGUUGCUGAGAAAACUUUUUAAGCUUGUCUAUUUUUCUGGGUUUACGUAACAACUUGCCUUGCAGGUGGGACAUUGUUGUACCUCAUCUCCUGCAAAAAGGAGAAAUAAGCAAUAAGUUCAUUGUUGUUUC